AUGGCAACGCGGGAGAAGAAGGCCAGAUCCGUGACAGCCGAUUCUCCGACACCAUCCCUGGGCAGUGCGCACGGUGGCAGCGGUAGCUAUCUGAACAGUGGCGGCAGCAGCACCCUUGUGACCAGUUCCAAUACCACUACGACGGGCAACGCACUGACGUUGACGACGGUAGGUGGUGGCGGUGGGGGUAGCGUAUCCGCUCCAACAACACCGACGUCCACCAGGAAGCGACUGGCCAGCACGGGCAAUGCCAGCAACAACAGCACCGGCAGUAGUGGCAACAACAGUGGCCUAGGCAGUAGUGCCAGUAGCGCCAGCGUUGGCAGCAUAUCGAGCACUCGUGGAUCCUUGAGCAGGCUAAAGUCAAAGCAACUGCAACAAACGGCUGGUGACGAGACGGUGCAAGACGACACAACAACGACCGCUGAAGGCGGCGGUUCACUGUUGUCCGUCGUCACCACGACGCCACGGACGACGCGCGGUGGAACGUUGCGCGAGGAAUCAUCGCCAUCCUCCACGGCCGGUGAUCGAGGUGAAGAUCGAACCCUGGCGGCGGCGGCGGCAUCAUCAUCAUCGGUAGGCGGUGGUGCACUGAAGGAUCUAACCAAAUCUCCCGCCAUCGGUGCGCGGCGUGCUGCGGCGGCGAUCGCCGCUACGAAGUUUCCCGGCAGGGCAUCUUCGACUGCCGCGAUCGGCGCCACAUCAACUACCUCCACGCGGGCCACCAAUCGGAAGCAUCAUCGGGGUCUUGGGCUGAAGCGCACCACUCUGCUGAAGCGCAAGGGAAAGAAAAUCAUCGUUAAGCCGGUGCUCGGCAGGAAGGGUGGUGUCGCACGCCGGGCACUGGCUGCGGUGGCCACGAAAGCAACGGCGGGGCCAAGCGUUUUGCGUGGCGCGACAGCCGCAUCGACCACGACAGCGGUCAAAAAGGAUCCCGCACCAUCGACGGUGCGAGGAGUCGAAGCACUAUCCGAGAACCGUACGGCGACACCGAGCUUGCGGAAUGGUAAACCACGCAACUCGGACAGCCCGGUGCCGAAACGGAAAGCGGCCAUCGGGGCCACAGCCGGAGUGAAACCAGAACCGCCGGUCCACAAAUCCCCUGAUAGCUCCUCCGAGCGACGACGCUCGGAAUCGGUCCUCAAGUGUUCCGCCGAGCCGACGGUAGAGGAUGGCGACGACGACGACGCAGCGGUGGUAGCACCCAGCCUAGACAUCAAGCGUGAGCUGAUCGAUGCGGACACGAAAACCAAAUCGUUCGUGUUGGACAAAAUGUCGGAGACAUUCAACGAGCGGAAGGGCGUUGUAUCGCCGGUUGUGAGCGAGAAAGGUGGAAACACGCUGCUGCGGCGCAGUAUGCGCCAGCGGAAGAGUACGGCGCGCGACAAGGAAGACUUUGUCAGCCCACGGCAGAAACCAUCGGGGCUGGGGAACACCGCCACGGUUGUGAUCAAAAUCGAACCGUUCGAACGGUGUGAUUCGGCAUUAGGCGACCCACUAGAGAUGGGUUUGGGAGCAGUGGCGGACAGACAGUCACCGGUGGCGGCACCGGCGGCGGCAGCGGCGGAACCACUAACGAUCGAUACGACCGAUGAGCGACGAAUAGUGGUGGAAGCACCGAAGGACGGCACCGAGGCUGACUCAGACACAUCCACCCAUGUUGAGGAUGUACUGCUACCACCGGAACCUACAUCCACCGUGGCCGUUGCCGUGGUGGAGCUCGUGGAAGAAAAGGACACGUCGUCGCUCAGCCCGGAGCUGGUCAGUGAGGGUGUGUCGGAGCUGAGCGUGAAGGAGUGCUACGCGGAGCCCGCCUUUCUCGAGAAUAAUCUCGGUAUCGAGAAGGACCCGAAGCUGGGCGAGAUCGUGCAGGAACGCUUCUGGUACGACAAGGUUAGUGGGGACGAAGUUAGUAAUGGUGGUGCUUGUGAGGAGGGAGCCGAGGUGGAGGAGGAAGUGGACGCAAAACGAGAGCAGGAGCUACCCAUGGAUCGUAAAGAUUCGGAGAAGGAGACAGAGGAACGAGAGCAGGGCAAGGAGAAGGCGGAAGAGGAGGAGGAGGAGGGAAGCGAGGAGAAAGAGGACAAAACGAUCGUCAAUCUAGCGCCGGAAGAUCUAGACGAACACGAAGAUGUUGUGGAAGUGCAGGAGGCAGAUGAUGAUCCUAUGAUCAUCGAUGACGAUCAACCGAUUGCCGUAAUAGUCGUCGAGGAGCACAGCAAUGGUGGUGAUGAUCACGAGGUGGUGGUGACGAAAAACAGUGUCGUGGUGGAGCAGGAUGAGUCACACGAACUCGAUGCUGGUGGCGUUAGUCAAGGGCAUGAAGAUCAGCAGCAGACCAGCGAGGCAACGAUGGACCCGAUCACGAAUGGUCCAGCAAUGGGCACACAGCGCUCAUCAUCACUCUCAGGGGCCGAGGAAGAGGACGUGGCCAUUGUGGAUGUAUCAAAGACUGAACUGAUGGCGGAUGAUUCUGCUUCACCGGCACCGGUGGCUGAUGCCAUCACCACCCCGCCGGUGGUCGUUAUUGACGACGGAGAAGACGACGACGACGAUUUGACGGACAAGUCCGAUCAGGAAGGUGGCGGUAGCGAUACGAAGACUGAAAACGUUUCAAAAACGGCAACUCAACCCGGCUGUUCCGGCGAUAAACAUCACCGCGGGGGUUCGCAAUCCCCGAGGGCGAACGGCGAUAGUAGUGGAAGCGAAAAAUCGUGCUCCAGCACCAGCGGCCAUCAAACAGGAGCUGCGGCGGCGACGGCAGCCCGCACAGGAGGUGUGAAAGCAAGCCCAGCCGGUGGCACCCCAUCGAAGGCUAAGGCCGGUGGCACCAGCCAAGGGACGCACGGGAACGGCAAGGGUUCGAAGGGUGGUCGCACCACUAAGGAAAAGCCGAAAGAGGACGAAAGAACGCGCGAGGAAAAGUUGCGCCAGGAGAAGCUGCGCGUCGAGGAGAAGGUGCGCGAGGAGAAGCGGCGGGCCGAGCGUUUGGAAGCCGAGCAGCGUUUGCUGCUGCACGAACGGAAACCGGUGGAAAAUGGUAGCCUGGUGGUGGAAGACGGACGAGCUUCGAACGCUGGCAGCCAUCCAUCGAGCCCGAUUAGUGGCGAUGGCGAAGGCGAACGGAAACCAGAAGUCGACAGUCCGACUCCGGUGCCCGCGGCUACGACGCUUAUCUCGCUCGGGGCGCUCAAUUUACCGGCCAUCACGAUUGUCAAGAAGGACAACAACGGAGCCACCCCGACGGAGCCACCAUUGGCGGAUGCCGUCAAGGACGAAGAUAAGGAACUGACGGCGACCCAAAAGCCAAAGGCCGCCAAGCUGGAAAUGGUGCCGCUCAAGAAGGAGUCGUCGUCGUCAUCGCCACCGCCAGCCACUGUUCCGACGGCGAAGGACGAGAAAGGACCGACCAAGGACACCAAGGGGUCCGGCGAUUCCGUCGAGUCACCGUUGCAGAUUAUUUCCAAGAGCGAAGCGGCCGCCGCUGCCGUAACCGUGACGAAGACGCUCAACGGAAGCGGCAACAAGUUGUCGCUCUCGUUGUCGUCGUCGACGAGUAUAAUCAAAAUCGAAAGCAGUAGCGGUGGCGCGUCGGAAGAUGACCGGAAGGAGCUCCUGACCGGCAGCAGCAGCAAACGCACCACGGAAGUGGUGGCCCAGCUGCCGGCGGAACCAGCGGCCACAUCUCCGGCGCCCGCUGCGGUCCUAGAGGAAUCCGAUGACGUGGCGAAACAGAAGGAAUCCCACCUCAAGCACCUUGGCCUGCUCACGAUUCGGGCGGCGUGCGAAGAGAAACAACGGCGAGCGGAGCAGAAGCCUGCGGUGGCUCCGACAACCACCUCACCGUCGGUGGCCGAUAUGAUGGCGCGCGACGAUGGCCACACGGUGGCCGGCAGAGAAGGAUGGCUGGCAGCGGCCAUCAGCCAAUCUGCGGGCGGCAGCGGCAGUGGUGCCGGCGGUGGCGGUCGAAGUGGCAAUAAAUCAACGCGCAGCUCGAAGGAUGAGUACACGGUUUCGAUGAAAACCGUACUGAUGAAGGGCAGCUCCAGUGGGGCGCGAGGUGGCGAAAAGCGCAAACAGCAACGGAUGCCCCUGAAGAUGACGUUUCAGAAGGGAAAGGGCAAAAGCAGUGGCAGCGGUGCCACCCGACGCAACUCAUCACACGGCGGCGGCAGCAGCGGAUUCUCCGGCACUGCGAACCACCACGUUAGCAACGGUGGCUCCGGUUCCGCCAGCGGCUACGUCACUGACGGUGGUCCGAACAACGGCGGCGGACAAGACUUCUACACGAUCCACAGUAACGAGGCUGAUCACCAUUCGUCCAACUCCUCCGAUGGACACACUCACCGCGGAGAGGGUGGAAGGAAAAGUCAUAGUCGAUCACACACCACCGAUGGUGUGGGGCCAGCGGACGCGGUUGCUGGAGAGACCUCGUCGUCGAAGGAGGCAAUACAGACUUCGUUGGUUAUCCCGGAGAAGGCUUCAUCGUUCAACGUACACCCGGAACGCCUGUGCCAGGAUCAGUGCUUUUACUGUGGUGGCAAGUUCGGACUGUUCGAUACGCCCUGUCACAUUGCUGCCCUUAAGUCGACCGAGCGGCAGCAGAAAAUUUUGCUUGGUACGUUUGAAUCCAAAAUCUCGCUCGACAGUUGCCUGUGCGAUGCGUGCUUUCGCCACGUGGACCGCAAAGCGAAUUGCCCGUCCCAAAAGAAAAAGGUUACAACUGCUACAGCCACCACGCCUGCAUCAUCGUCCUCGGCUAGUAGCGCUACUGGGGCCCCCUCUCAGUCGACCGUCUCGCCGAUUGUGAUCAAAGUGACCACCAACAAGGACGGUUCGACGAGCAUCGCCGGCCAACAACAGCAGCAGCAGCAACACCCGCCACUGUCGCUGAUCGAUGAUGGCAACGGUGGCAAAAUUUGUGCCGUACGGCAGUGUAGCGCAAAUACCGUGCAGCCCCUGCGCCGGAAGUGGGUGCUGAAAAUGAAGCGCAAAAUUAUCAAACACCUGGACAUUAAUCUCGAGCAGGCGACCAAAGCGACCGCCGAAAGUAUCUUCAUCUGUAACAAGCACUACGAGCAGAUCGGCCACCUGAUGAUAUGCGCCAUGUGUACGAAACCGCUCCAGCGGAACGGGGUGUACCAUGUGUAUAAUAAUAUUUCACAAUUAGAUCGCCUGAUCCAGGAGCAGGGCGUACCGGGCCUGAGGCUGAGCAGUUCGGAACUGGUCGUGUGUAAAUUAUGUAGAUAUUAUGCUAAUCUAUUGCUUAAGCCACCGGAUGCCAAAUCCCAAAAGGCUCAAUUUAUUAAGAGCUACAAUCGAAAAUUGUACAAUACACGGAACCGGAACAGCGAGUCACAGGAGGAGGAAGUCGAGAUGGUGCAACACGUUGACCCAUCGUUUGCGCUGAUGAACGCGUCAGCGUGUGCCGCCCGGCAACCGGCGACCGUAGACAUUGUUAUUUCGGUCGGGGAUGACGAAGAGGCGGAAGACGAAGAAGAGGAAGUCCGGGAGUGCCCUUCGCAGCUUCAGCCCGCGAUGGAGCACCAACAGUUCCAAUCGGUGUCCGAUCUGUUCUCAAUAGGCGACAGUUCCGUGUCGUUGCAGCGGCGUGUGAACUCGAGAAAAUCGCCGGAUGUGAGCAUCGUCGAGAACAAUGGCGCAACACAAAUGGGCGACCUGGGCGAGAUCACCAUCAUACCGACGACGAAAAGUUUGUCCUCUGCCAACAGCAUCACCCAGCACCAGCCGCCGCCGGCAACACGCGAUGACGACAAUAUCGAUAUGACGAAGGUGCUGAAAUCGAAUCCAAACAUUUCGAUGCGUGAACUGUUCCCGGGCGAGGAGGAGCUAGGCAUUCACGUGAACAUUCCGUUCAGCUCGUCGUCGAUGCGCACGCCGGAGGGAUGGACCAAGGAGACGGCCACCAUCCAGUACGACGAUAGUACGCGAGCCUUGUGGGAGGAGCUGCAGGAACCUUACGGCAAUCAGUCGAGCUUCCUGCGCCAUCUGAUACUGCUCGAGCGCUACUUCCGCAACGGGGAGUUGGUCCUGUCGCCGCAGGCCAAAACAAGCGCCACGAGCUACGCGGAAGCGAUGCAAAACCGGUUACGCUCGUACGAUAACAAACCGACUCCAUCGUCACCGCCGGCACUCGCUUCACUGACCCCUUCGACAUCCGUCGUUCUGCCGGCGCAGCUCGACAAGGCUACCAACAUUUUGCAACAGUUUAGCAACGCAACCAUCACCAUUGUGCCGGCAUCACGUGUACGGCCGAAGGCGACGGCAACGAGUACUGCCGGUGGCAGCAGUGUUGCAGAUGGCUUGUCUACGACGGCACCGAUUAGUUUGUUAAAAUCGAACAAUCUUCACCUGAGCAGUGGCGGCUACGACCAGCAUCAUACGGUUGCAAGUAGUUUGAAGCGUAAACUUUCAAACGAAGGCAAGUCGCUUGCGCCACCAUCCCUUGCUACGGUGACCACCAUGCCUGUUGCGAAGGUAGCCAAACUGGACGAUCCCACUAAGCUUCCUUCAUCCAUGCCACCGGAGCUGAUUAGCAUCAAUCGUAAGCCGAACGUUACGAUCACCACCAUUCCGGUGGCUCGUUUUGCGCCACUUCAACCGCAACAACAAUCCCUUCUGCAACCAACAUCAUCGCAGUCACUGUUGCAACAGCAACCACAGCCACAGGCAGUGCCGUCAGUUAGCCAUAUCGCUUCGAAGCAAUCGUCACCUACGGGCAUCGCAGAUGGGUCGAGCACUGCGAAAGAAAUCAUCCAAAUGCCGGACCAGCUAACAGAAGCGGAGCGCCGCAAAUCGUCACCUCCGUGGCGCCCGACGCUUCUUCCGAUCGCACCGGGCGUAACGGAGAGCUUGAAGGCGGGCCCGCAGUAUAAGACAGCCGAUGGUCGGUUGCUCCCGAAGCUGGUGCAGGUAAUGUCGGGCGGCAAGCCGUACCACAUCUCGAUCAACGACUACAACCGAAUGUGCAUCCUGCGACGGGAGAAGCUUAUUCAGCAGCAGCUUCUGUCGGCCAACAAGCGCCCAGGGCUGCAGCAGCCGCCGCAGCAAACCACGAAACAAGCCUCGUCAUCCAUUUCACCUUCGGCACCUAGUUCGCUUCCUAGCCUGCGUUUAACUACGACUAUUUCCGAGGGAGCAGCAGCCACGGUUAGCCAACCGGUGGCCACGGCGAAAAUGGUGCAGAUUCCGAAUCAAAUCUUCGAGCAAAAUUCAUUGAUCCCGAUCAUCGGCACAACGAGUGCCGGAGGCACCACCAAACUCGGCACGACGGCCAGUUCACACAAAAGCAGCAGCCUUACGGUAACCAUGACUACUACUUCAGCCAGCAACAAUAACAAUAUUAACAGCCUUACGAAACUAAACAGCGCGCCGAAACCGCUGUCACUGCCCAACAGUACCACCGUGUACCCGAUGACAAUUACGGCCAACACGAUCACGCUUCCGUCAGCCGCGUACUCGGUGGCACCCGGUACGGCCAUCUCCUCACCCGUCUCCAAUAGUUCCGUCACGUCGUCGUUAAUGUUGACCUCGGCAACGUCACCGUCGCUUAUAAGCGGCAACAGCACCACCAGCAACAACAGCAACGUACAGGUCACGCUAAACUCGACAACGGCGGCACCGGUGGCGACCAGCAGCAAUCCGAUUGAGCAGCUGCUAAAAAGUGGCAACUUGGUGUCCCAGGCUCAGCUGCACGCGUUCGUGGCAGCCGCCGCAGCUGCCGGGAUGGCAGGGACCACCGGGUUGGGCAGCACCACCACGACCGAUAAUUCGGCCGCUCAGCUACUUUCGAAGAUACCAAAAUCGUUAACUGUGAUACCACAACAGAAACAAAGAUCAAUGUCCCGCGUUUCCUCGAACGAGGACCAAAACAGUGCCUAAAGAGAAAACAAGUGGCAGGGAAGAAGACGGUCGAUCGGUUGCGACGUGCACUACGAAUAGGGUGUGUGUACAGUUCUCAUACGCGCGAUUGCCCCACGACGGAACACGUACGAUUGCAAACCACCUGGGGCGUAAAAAUGCUGAACGAGAAGGAAAACUGAUUUAAUAUUGUAUUAUAGUAAGCUAAAUUGAACAUUUUUCUUUUAGAAACAGAAAUAGGAAAACAAAAAGAGAAAAACAUAACAAGGCGAGUCAUGUUUAACCCAGCGCGUUAAGGUGAAGGUCUAACAAAAGAGUUAGGUCCCUGAGUAUAAUACACCACAACAAAACGACGGUAUCUUUAAAUUGGCCUACCUGAUAAUAGGAUACGAGAAAGUACACAAAACAAACCACGGAAUGGUCAUGUGAAUUAGAAAUCAGGAACGGAAGUUGAAAUGCGGUUAUGUGAAAGGAAUAAUCAAAUCUACAUGUUCCUACUUUUGUUUAAUUGCUCUUUUUAUCUCUUUAUCUUUUCUUUUUCUAAAAUAUCUUCUUAUAGCUUUCCUCUAGUCAUUGCGUUUGGACGCAAGUUGCCCGCAAAGUUUCUCAAAUGCACGUCAAUUGAUAUACAUCUUCCACUGCUUCCGAUAGGUUUGCUUUGGGCCUGUGAAGAUUGAUCGAAUAGCCCUCAUCUCCUUGUUUAUGCCACCAGUAAAUCGGCGCGGAGUGAACAUUGUAAUAUAUUACCGAAGAGAACGGAAGAGCAGUGACUUGAGGAUAGGUUGUCGUGAAAACUACACAUAUCGUUCAAUGAGUCUUCUCGAAGGCCCACAAAUGCACACACAUUCCACUCCACGAUGGACGCUAGUAUCCAGCGGGAUCGCGUUCGGGGUUUAAAUUGGACCUUCCAACCAAGCCUCUUUCCGCUUGACUGCAAUAAACUGCUAUUUGGUUCAUAAUGUGUUUUUUGUGUUGACAAACAUUUAACCGUAGUACGCCACUGACUGGUUUGGUUGAACUCUGGAAUACAGUCAUUGGAAGAAAGGAUAAGAAUAAGGUGUUUUGUAUCGCGCGAUAUGUGUGAAUGGCAGAAAGUGACAAGGCGAGUGUCCUAAAGUCCCACCCGAUGUAGAAGAUCUUAACUGAUCCACUGAAUAAAUCAGGCAACGCGUUUGUAAAGUUCUUUCGUUAAAUUUAAUUUAUUACUAUUUAGUAAUCACAGCGUUAAGUUAGGUGUACAAUACAGCACAUUGGUAUAAAGAAUCGCAUCUUUAUUCAAUAUCAGAAUAGCAAUCGUAAUAAAUAAGCAAUUCCUUUUACUACACCAUCAUCCACACUGUUCGAACAUUCGAAGCGAUAAGACAAGCCUCGUGUGACUACAGUUUAGAGUUUGGGAAUCGCAUUAGAAGUGCGUAAGAAUUGUACGAGGAACGGGCACCUACAAUCUCCUUGCACAGUAACGCAUUGAAACCCUUUUCGUCAUAUUUCAAUCCGUAAACUAAGGGCUCUACCUGCUCAACUCGCAUUGGACCAUCGCAGGACGUGCACGUUUACGUUUGUAUCAUUGUAUACCACACUUUCAUCGGUUUAAGUUACAAUGUUAGAUCGUUAGUUUUUGUCCCUAUCGAUACCGAUUGAGCAAUAAGUCUCCGAACAAUUAUACGAUAAGAGUAAUUACAGACUUUGCUUACUUACGAAGGCAUAAACAUUGUCGAUCAAAGGGGCACCCCACAUGGUGGUAUGUUGAAAGUGUUUGCGCUUCGAAUCAAAUCUGUAAGGACCUUGUCUCUCCGAUGAUGGGCAAAGACGACCAACCCUUAGCAAUUGAAUGGUAGGCGCAAGCGUCCAUUUGGGACAACCGAUGCCAAUCGCACCGAAUAGUUUAACAGUGUUCAAAUUAAACAACCAAACGUACGGGCAGAGGAUCGAGGAUCGCUAGUAAUUGAUUAUCUGGAUUGAGUUGUGUUAUGAUGAUAGUACUGCUGCUCUUAUUCAAACCGGUCGUUGCGUUUCUCAUACUCAGUAGCUAGCCACUAGCAAUGGACAGUUUAGUCAGCGAACUAGAAUCAGAACCAAUUCCGUCGCCUACAGUACGGCUAUACUGCUUUGUGAAGACAUCGGUGGCGUGGGAUAUGAACCUUAUGGCUCGGAACGGCUAAAGCUACCUAGAAAAAGAAGAAACGACAGGGGUUAAAACUAAUUCAUUGCCAUGCAGCAAAUGCGUGCCGCAUGAAAACAAAAGAAGAAGAAAAACAUUGAAGAAAACAUAUUUUUACUAUGACCUGUAUAAUCUAUUAUAUAUAUAUAUAUAUACAUAUACAACGCAGAAUAAGAUUUACGAAGGCAAGAAACUAUAAAGCGAACCACAACAUGUGGGGUGUAUUGUGGCAAGUGCAAGCCGUGAUUACGAUGGACAAGUGUUGUAGCAUCGACGAUCGUAAACCCAUUUGAAAGGAAUAAAAUU
Molecule: messenger RNA, 10345 nt
Organism: Anopheles bellator
Lineage: Eukaryota; Metazoa; Arthropoda; Insecta; Diptera; Culicidae
Gene: east
Exons: 8
Coding region: 1-7902 (2633 amino acids)
Source: RefSeq, a predicted model, not a curated record